Micromonas pusilla CCMP1545 is the source of this 819-nucleotide messenger RNA. RefSeq lists its product as uncharacterized. The transcript is spliced from 3 exons. NCBI's taxonomy places the organism in Eukaryota, Viridiplantae, Chlorophyta, Mamiellophyceae, Mamiellales, Mamiellaceae. The record is from RefSeq and is a predicted model, not a curated record. The coding region runs from base 26 to 769 and encodes 247 amino acids.
CCCGCACGACACGCGUGAGAGCAUCAUGGCGGCGGUACUAAACUUCCUCAACGUCGACGCGCAGCUCCCUCUCACGGAGGGCGCGGACGUCGACUACAUGAACAAAUCCUCCGAGGGCUUCAAGAAGGCCAAGGCGACGCUCUCGCCCGCGUUCGCCUCCAACGUCAACGCGUACGACGUCCUCGUCCCGAUCGGCACGACGCACCUCAACAUCAUGGCGACGUCCUUCUCGCGCGCGUCCGUGAAGAUCGACGGUCACCCGGGCAACAUGGCCGUCGUCGCCGUGAAGGACGGCGCGGCGGUGUCCGUCACCCUACACGACGGCGCGGACGGCGACGGCGUCGUCGCGACGUACGUCUUGACCGCGAAGGCGUCGGGGGACGCGUCCGGCGCGGUGACCAUCUUGCACGAGAAGCCCCCCGUCGCCGCGGACGACGCGCCGCCGCACACGCACAUGCACGGCGGCGUUGCGUGCACGGCGGAUCACAGCAAGGACGGCGACGCGCACGGGCACUCGCACGACGGCGGAAAGACGACGUGCACGAAAGAUCACGGGCACUCGCACGACGGCGGGAAGACUGAGUGCCACGAGGAUCACGGUCACGGCCACGGUCACGGCCACGGCGAGAAGAAGGAGGAGGCGUCGCACUCGCACGGGCACGGGCACUCGCACGAUGGCGGAAAGACGGAGUGUCACGAGGACCACGGCCACGGCCACGGUCACGGCGAGAAGAAGGAGGAGGCGCACUCGCACGGACACGGGCACUAACCUUAACUUUAGGCGCUAAAACUUCAUUAAAGCAUCCUCGCGUCGUCGUC